GCACACACACACACACACACACACACACACACACGUCUUCCAAUCUGAGGUGCUCUGAGCCACACUGUUUCAUCUGCUGCUAUCAGGCUGAUGAGAGCCUCUUGUCUUUCUGGGUCUGCUGCAGCUGCUGUUUGACACAGAAAUGCUGUGAAGGCAUGUCUGCGCCUUGUUGGUGUUGCUUUGUGAGCCGGCAAUAAGAGUUCAAUUACAUUUCAUCAUUUUGUGGUUGUUUAAUGGUCUUAUCAUCAUGAUAUCCAUGUGGCUGUCGGUGAUUGUCAUGCUGGUGGCAUUUGUGAAUGGAGCGAGAAAUGAGGAUGACGUAGAGCCGUGUGCAAAGGUCCAGACGGACAGCUCCGUGGUGCCUUUGGGGUCGCCCGUCAGAGCCACCUGUGUCAUCAGAAAGACCUGCCCUCUCGUCGUUGGACAGACUUUUCACAUAGAGUGGCGACACGGAGAACACUUAUUCCCCGGCAACCUCUCAGCCAAUGAGAGCAGCAUCGUGUCUGAGGUUUUUAUACCGAGCUUCAAUCACACCAGGAGUUUCCUCGCCUGCUGCGUCCGGGCCUCGACUGUUCAAGUGGUCGGAGGAGUGGAGAUCAGAGCUGGAUAUCCACCAGAAGCACCGCAGAACACCAGCUGUCAGACGAACCUCACCACCCCCAACACCCUGACCUGCAGCUGGGACCCUGGGCAGCAGGAGACCCACCUGCUCACAAAGUACAGCCUCCACACAGAGAUAUGGGACACAAAUGAGAACUUCACUUACAAGCUGCCUGCAGGAGUCCACCGUUACAUUAUCCCUCGCACCGGCUUUGGCCUUUUCUCAGAUAUGAAAAUAUACGUGAAGGCAGUGAAUGAACUCGGAGAAACCACCUCAGAACCCAUUAUAUUAGAGCCAGUCAGUGCAGCUAAGCUUGACCCACUGAUUCUGAAGAUUCAAGCGGUGCCAAGACGGUACGGCUGCCUGCAGCUGAGCUGGAGCUUAUCUCAGCAGCAGGCCUGGAUGGGUGAAUUCCGCCUGAACCUGGAAGUCCGACUUAAGACUGCUGACAGCCCCGACUGGAGUGCACAGCCAUUCCUGGUAAACCGGGUUAAACAAACCAAAUCUGUGGACCAGUGUCGUCUCCGUCCUGGGACGCAGUAUCUGGCCCAGAUCAGGGUCCGGUACCAGCAGAGCCCCUGGAGCGAGUGGAGCCGCCGGCAGUCUGGAGUCACCUUGGAGACGGCUCCCACUGGACGCCUAGACUCGUGGACGAAGGUAUCGGGGGAUCACCUGCACAAACAACUCAACAUACAGUUGUUUUGGAAGCCAUCAAAACAAUUCCGCGCCAACGGCCAGAAUGUGUCAUACAUUGUCUCAGGGAAGAAGCUGCCAGGUGCGAAUGGAAAGGUGUGCUCUACAAAGGGGAAUUACUGUACUUUCCAGCUUCCCGAGAGAGCAAAGAAAGUGUAUCUGAGAGCUGUAAAUGCAGCAGGAAGAUCCCGCCCUACUGAAGUUCGGAUUUACCGACCAAAAGAUCGUGCAGUGGUAUCAGGCGUCUCAGUCAUUCCUCAGGAUGACAGAUCUCUACUGGUUCAGUGGAAAAGCCUGGUUUCCUCCACUCUCACUGGCUUUGUGGUGGAAUGGAGACCAUUGUUAAAAACAGACCUCUCUCUCACCCAAUUUGAAAUAACCGACAGAAACAAGACAAGCCUUGUAAUAACAGGCAGCUUUGAGCCCUACAAGCCCUAUGGGAUCUCUGUAUAUCCCAGGUUUAAGGAUGGAAUAGGCCUUCCUCAGACUGUUAAUGCCUACUUGAGACAAAAGGCUCCAUCCAUGGUUCCGAAAAUACAAAUAAAAAAGAGCUGGCAGUCACAUGUCGAGCUCACCUGGGAUGAAAUACCGUUAGACCAAAGGAACGGGAACAUCCAGAGCUACAAAGUCUUCUACUGUGAUAAGCAGGGAACCAUUAACGUUGUGGGAGCUGAACCAGGAGAGAGGAGGGUGGUCCUGAAAGGCCUCAACACCGAGUCUGUGUAUGAAGCUUUCAUGAUGGUUAGCACGUCUGGUGGGAGCUCGAACGGAUCAACGAUUCGUUUUAAAAUUGAGCCUUUUGAUGCGGUUGCUGUUGUGACGUUUUCGACUGUGUCGGGUGUUGGGAUGUCAUUUCUGCUUAUGAUCGUAGUCAUGACUUGUUUCUCCAACCAAAAAAGGCUGAAGCUGCGUUUUUGGCCAGCUGUUCCGGAUCCGGCUAAUAGCAGCAUCAAGAGAUGGACAUCAGAAUCAACACAGGAUUCCCAUCUUGACUGGGACAAUGAGGAACCCAACCCGAUGUACCUGUCCCACCUGAGCUUCCUGGAGUUCCCUGCGAAACUCAGUAAGGAGGACGAUGACGCCUGGUUAAGCAACGCAGAGGACACCAGUGACCUGGGAGAAUCCAUUUGCGGUUCACCCUUCCUCCCUGGCUACUCUGGUUCCAACUGCGACUCUGUUCCUUACGCCACUGUGAUCUUCUCUGGUCCCUGCGACAGCCCUACAUCCAAAGACCCUCAUGCGUACCUGCGCUCUGAGUCCACGCAGCCCCUCCUGGAGACUGAAGAAUCCUUCACUCCAAAGUGCUACCAGAAUAUGGCCACUGAUGAGCAAUGUUUCUUUGGACCGUGCCAUGAUUGCGUACCUGAAAAAGGUACAGACCCACGGAUUCUGUGGGAUGACUUUCCUUUUCUACGAGCGUUGGCCUUGAAUGAUUCUCAAAUUGACUAAAAUACUUGAUUCUAAGAGUAGCUGCUUUUGCAAGAUGUUCAUGUAGAUUUGGGUUUGUGUAAUGAGAUGAUUGUGAUAAGUUGAUUCUGCUGAGUGCACAGCUGUAAAUGCAUGCAGGGUUUAAUGAUAAAAUCACUUUAAGAUGUAAUGAUUUUGAUGUCCAUACUUUCUCUGUACCACUUCAUGAGAAGUAAAUAUUGUAAAGAAUUUUGUGUUUUGUAUAUGUUCUGAUAAACGGGAUUUUGACUGAU
Messenger RNA from Trematomus bernacchii (emerald rockcod), 2994 nucleotides. It is a transcript of the gene csf3r, whose product is annotated as colony stimulating factor 3 receptor (granulocyte). The record is from RefSeq and is a predicted model, not a curated record. The transcript is spliced from 17 exons. Gene Ontology annotation, cellular component: external side of plasma membrane. Gene Ontology annotation, molecular function: cytokine receptor activity; protein binding. The coding region runs from base 248 to 2743 and encodes 831 amino acids. Lineage: Eukaryota; Metazoa; Chordata; Actinopteri; Perciformes; Nototheniidae. Gene Ontology annotation, biological process: cytokine-mediated signaling pathway.